This is a messenger RNA of Ruditapes philippinarum (Manila clam), 2146 nucleotides long. Its product is annotated as D(1) dopamine receptor-like. Gene Ontology annotation, cellular component: membrane. Bases 319 to 1593 code for a protein of 424 amino acids. Gene Ontology annotation, molecular function: neuropeptide receptor activity. Gene Ontology annotation, biological process: neuropeptide signaling pathway. The record is from RefSeq and is a predicted model, not a curated record. The transcript has a single exon. NCBI's taxonomy places the organism in Eukaryota, Metazoa, Mollusca, Bivalvia, Venerida, Veneridae.
CAAUCUCUUAAAUUGUUAUUCGCUAUAUGUUCCAUUUACGUAAGGUUUAAUCAAUUCAAUGUAUUUUGAUUUUAAUUGUGUGUUGGUUAUGAUUUUGUACAUCUCAAUGAUAUGUCACUUAUGAACAAAUUAAGUAACAAUGUAUUAACAACUUGUGGAAACAGGAUACAUUUUGAAUGGAAAUAAUAUAAAUUGUCUUUAUGCACUUAAAUCAUUAUCUAUUAAGUUUAAGGAAGUUUUCAUUAUGAUAUCUGCAUAACUAAUAUCAUAUCGCAACACAUCUCAACACGGUAAAGAUAUAUUUUCUUUGAGAAAGAAAUGGAUUCGGACGACAAUAUCACAAAUGAAAAGUUAGCAAGACAAUUAAAAUAUGAUUUUCAAGAAGCUGUUUUACCAGUGACCGUCUUUGUGGGAAUUGAGGUCGUAGUUGGGUUCUUUGGAAACUUGCUGGUGAUUUAUGUGUUCUUAUUUCGUUAUCAUGUCUGCAACUUCCGGUAUUUCGUGCUCUGUAUGGCGUUUGUGGACUUUGCCAGCACUUUAACGACAAUGCCUGGAGAGAUGGUUACUCAAAUGUACUGGUAUAUAUACCCGUAUAGAUUAAUGUGUAAGAUCAAUACAUUUUUCAACGUGUUCACUGCUGCAGCAGAAAUAUUGUGUCUUCUCAUCAUCGCCAUAGACCGCUACAGAAAAGUAUGUACACCUUUUGGGUGGCAGAUACAACCAAAGAUGGCUUUAUUCUUGUGUGGUGUCGUUUACUUUGUGGCGUUUAUAAUUGCGUUGCCUGUUCCCUUCUUUUGGGGAAUACACACUGCUAAAUAUGAAUACAAAAAUCAAACCGUUAAUGUAACUGUGUGUGAAAAAGAUGGGGAAUACAAUAAGACAGACCAUCCGUUAAAAUACUCUUAUUCAGUUCAAGGUAUAAUAUCAGUUUGCCUCAUUUCGAUGUUCGGUCUAUACAUACUCAUAGCACGAAAACUUAUCACUGGAAAAGGGGGUGUUAAUGGAAAAUCUGACAAUAAAGCUAUCGCAAUCACUUCAAUUAAGACCGGUGCUUCUUCGGAUGUCAACAUAAAGAAAGACACCGAGCUGAGUUCAAAACAGGAUACUAGUGAUGCCGGGUAUUCGUCAGGCGUUGGCAAUAAACCAAAGAAAGCCAAGUUUAAUUAUAUCUCGUCAGAUGGAGGUCUUACAACAGACGAAGACGAAGACUCUUCAAGCCGGAUAACAACUCUCUCAACUCCCGAAGUAAGUUUCGCCAUUUCCAAAAAUGACAAAAAGAGCGCGAAUACUAUCAAAUCUCACGCGCUACGACGGAAACGAUUUGUUGGUUUGCGUGUUCGCAGAAAGACAAAGAUAAUGCUAAUAUUAACAAUUUUAUUCAUCAUUACUAUCAUUUUGUACUCGACACUUCUAUCGUUCAUUGCCAAAAACAUUUUGAAAGACAUGAGUGGCGGAUCGAAAACAGUUUAUUUCUUCUUUUUUCGGCUGUACUUUAUAAAUCACGUUAUAAAUCCGUUUUUGUAUGGAUUUCUUGAUCCACAUUUUAAAAAAGUGAUGAUAAAGCUAAAAGAUAGAAUAUGUAGUCGAAAAUGAAAGGAAAUUGUGUAUAAAAAACUCUGACAGAAAGAAAUAUUCAUGCAAUUAGGUAUUAAAGGGUGAACAUAAUUACUAUCUGUUAACUUUUGAAAAAAAAAUGAGUUUUUGCUAUAUGUUAAUAUAAGUGUGUAAAGCUAUAGAGCCUGUAGCUUUAUAAAAUUAUUCUUCCUGCAUAAAGAAUAUAAUAUGUGGUUCCGGACCGUUCGAAUCUGUUUACUAACAAUAUUAAUGUGUGUUGAAUAACAGAGGCAUUCUAUGUUAUAAUCGUUUUAAAAAAAACAAUAAUGACAUUAAGGAAGAUAGGAAAUUGUGCCUACUAUAACAUUUACAUAAACAUGAGAUAAGCUGUAUCUUUAUACACUUUACAAUGAUAAAGUAGAAAAAGGAUUUGAAAUGCAAAACGUUUUUUAUACUAUUUACAUUACUGUAUUGGAUGACAAUACAAUAAAAGUAUUUUGACAAAAAGUACAGACAUUUAUUCUGAUGUAAUAAGAAACGUAAGAAUAUAUAAUUUGUAAUCUUAAUGUGAUAGAAAACGAAUUUCACUUUA